AUGUCAGCUCAGCAGGAAGCCCCGGCGCCUCAUCAGCUGCCGCAGCAGACGCGGCUCAUACUCUGCCUCGCUGCCCUAUGCGCCGCGGUCCACCCUGCUCACACUCCAUCGCCCUCCUCCCGGCAAUGGCACAACACGACCGCCCUAGCUUGGCUGCGCUCGGUAGCCAAGCUCGUCGAUAUUGACACGGCGAAUCUCCCCGGUGAGGUUGACGUCAAGCUCGUCCGCGAGUCGGCCGAGUCCCAGCGCUCGGACUGGUCUCCUGCGGAUACGCAGCGCAUGGGGUCAGUGCUCGUCGAGGCGAGUCUGGCGGUCGAAGCCGAGAAGGCUAAAGCGAAUAAAGAGGAGGCGCUCCGGUACACACCUCUCUGCCGGUCACUCGCGCACCGCACGCUGGACAUUCUCGGGCUGGAGCCGGGACAGAGGCUGCCAGUGGCCGAGCGGGAACUGGGGUCCACGCUGUUCAAGGCGCUUCAAGCCGCGGAUAAGCCGGACGACAAAGUUGAGUCGACCCGGGCGUCUCACUCUCAGGGAUGGGGAGGGAGUCUGGGGCGAAAGCUAGCGACUGGGGCAGGGGUGAUUGCGGGCGGGGUAUUGAUUGGGGUAACGGGGGGUUUGGCCGCUCCGGCAAUCGCGGCUCUGCUCGCACCUCUGGGAAUCGGCGGACUGCUAGCUGGAGGAGCGGCACCGGUAGUGCUGGGAACGCUCUUUGGAGUCGGCGGUGGUGGAUUGGCGGGGAAGCGAGUGAGGGAGAGGUGGAGGGGUGUAGAGGAGUUUGGGUUCCUGGAGGUGGGUGCUGGGACGAUGGCGACAAAGGAGGAAGUGGAGGAGAUGGCGGCUGCGAGGGAGCGGUAUCAAGCUCGACAGAAGAAGGAGGCGGAGGCCACUGCUAAGGACGGCGCUUCUGAGAAGAUAGGCGAAGAAGGCGCCGAGGGGAAGAAGGAGCGGAAAUCGUCCAUCGAUGAAGGGAGCAAGGCAGAAGUGGACAAGGCGGAAGAGAAGGAGGCGGUAGAGGUGGAGAAAGAGGUAGAAUCGGAGCGGGACGCACUUGAAGAACAGCUACUCCACCUGCACCUCGACUCGAACCCCGCUCCAUCCUCACCUACCGCAUCCACUCGGCCCCGUCUGGACUCGGCGGCCCCUGACGAAUCGUCAAUCAAGGCAGCAAAGAAACCGCCAUCGCUUACGGCCACUAUCAUCGUGCCGGGUCUACUCAGCGUGUCACCUGUAGAGGCGCUGAUUGCCUGGCGCGCUAUCUGUUCCACCGCACCGACUACCACUGCGGACGACGCGAAUGCGGCUUCUGCGAAUAUGGAGCAGUGGUUGGGCUUGCAGGAUGGGCGGGAUGUGUACUAUCUGAGGUUUGAGAGCGGAACGAUGCUCAAGACCGGGCGGGAUAUCAACUCUUGGGCGCUGAAGAAGGUGAAGGGCAAAAUCAAGGGGGAGAUCAUCAAGCGCACCGUUCUCAACGCCUACUUUGCAGCUGUGAAGCUGCCCAUGACGGUGUACAGUAUGGCGUCCAUGUCGCUGGAUAAUACCUGGAUGCAAGCUACCGACCGGGCGAACAAGGCGGGCAGAAUAUUGGGUGAGGUUUUGGAGAAGCGAGUCCAAGGCGAGCGGCCAGUCAUCCUGAUUGGCUCAUCGCUGGGUGCAUUGACCAUUCUCAAAGCCCUCAUCUACCUCGCCUCCCUCCCUUCACCCGAAGCUGGCGGUAGCGCCGUGCCUCAAUACGUCGAAUCGGCGUACCUCAUCUCCCUUCCGUCUGAACCCACUGCGGACGAGUGGAAGAAUUGCAGGAGUGUCGUCGGGCGGAGGUUGGUUAAUGCUUAUUCGGAGGCUGACUGGGUACUGGCUAGUGUCGUCAGGCUACACGAAGUGAUAUCCCGAGCUGCGACGCUCAAUAGCGGUCUCUCCCCGGCUGGUCUGGCGCCUGUUAACCAGCCCGGCGUGGAGGAUGUGGACGUGAGUAGCGUGCUCAAGGGACAUAUGGAGCUGCAGACCAAGAUGGCGGAUAUCAUUCGGAUCAUCGAUAUCGAUGGGUGA
Messenger RNA from Dioszegia hungarica, 2043 nucleotides. RefSeq lists its product as uncharacterized. The coding region runs from base 1 to 2043 and encodes 680 amino acids. Lineage: Eukaryota; Fungi; Basidiomycota; Tremellomycetes; Tremellales; Bulleribasidiaceae. The record is from RefSeq and is a predicted model, not a curated record. The transcript has 5 exons.